AUGAAUCCAGCCGAGUAUGAUCAGGACACAAAAAUACACGAUCUCCGCCGGGAGGCUAACCCGGUCACGAAAGCAGACCCAGUGUCUUGGUACACUUUCUGGUGGUUGAAGAAUCUAUUCCAGACGGGCCUGAAGCGCCCCAUCGAGGAAUCCGAUAUUUACGAGACGAUUUCAAACCAUCAGAGCGCACAACUGUCCUAUCAGUUUGAGAGUUACUGGAAAGCGGAACAGAAAGCCAGCAGCCAGCCCAGUUUUCUGCGGGUCAUUUAUCGAAUAUAUUGGCGAUCGAUACUUGGCUAUGGAUCGAUGUAUACCCUCGUUGACUUACUUGCCAGAAUCCUUCAACCACAGUGCCUUGGAGGAUUGGUGUCCUAUUUUGCUCCUGGACAGCAGGACAUUGCUAAGGAGGAAGCCUAUUACUAUGCUAUCGGGAUCAUUCUAUGCUCGCUGGUACCGGUAGCCAUCUUCCAUCACUUUAUCCUGUACAUAUUUCAAAUCGGAAUGAAGAUUCGUGUCGCAUGCUGUUCACUGCUCUACAAAAAGGCGCUGCGAAUAACGAAAGCAGCAGGAACGGACGGUAUGACCGGGCAGGUGAUCAAUUUGAUGUCUAACGAUGUGGCCAAAUUUGACACAGCCACCGGCUUUGUACAUGACAUCUGGAAAGGGUUAAUUGAGUUGCUGGUGCUGGGGUUCUUCAUUUACAGACAGAUUGCCAUAUCGGGACUGUUUGGCAUUGCAUUUUUGCUCAGCUUCAUUCCUUUGCAGGCGUGGCUUGGCAAGAAGGCGGCACUUUAUCGGUUGAAAACGGCCAAUCGAACCGACCGGAGGAUACAGUUUAUGAACGAAAUCAUACAGGGUAUUCAAGUGAUAAAGAUGUACGCCUGGGAGGAUAGCUUUAGCCGCAUGGUGGACCGUAUCCGGCGGAAGGAGGUGAACGGGAUACGGGGAACACUAUUUAUACGCGCCGGCCUGCUAUCGUUCAAUCUCGUUUCACGUGUGGCCAUCUUUCUAAGCUUAGUCGCGUACGUCCUGUACGGAAACGUAUUCACCGCAAAGCGGGUGUUCAUCGUGACCUCCUACUUUAACUGGCUAUACAGCUCGAUGCUACACUUUUGGCCGCUGGCACUGACAUCCGUUCACGAGGGACUGGUGUCGAUAAGACGAAUACAGAACUUUCUGUUGCUCGACGAGCGAAAAUUUGGGCCGGAUCGGUCCAAGCAGACGACUGUGCAUGAAACAGCGGUAGAUGAGAGUGCUCGCGAGUUGCUGCGCCCUGUCCGGAACGGGAACGGAGUGGACAGCGUGGCAAACUCAACACCGGAAGGAAACGCCCGCAGCAACAGCAAAAGUGUACCUCGCAGCAGGCGCUUCAUUAACAGAAAAGCUGUAACGCGACAAGGAAUUUUUAUGCGCAACGCCACGGCACUCUGGGAAAAGGAUUUGCCAGCUUCCGAUGGUGAAGUUAAUGUACGAGCUGGUGGCAUAAAACACGUGACGCUGACUGUGGACAAGACGAUGCCGUGCGUAAUCGUUGGUUCGGUAGGGAGCGGUAAAUCGACCAUGCUUCAGGUUAUCCUCGGUGAGCUCGAGCUGGACGACGGACGAUUGGAAAUCAAUGGGAACCUUAGCUACGCACCACAGGAACCCUGGCUGUUCGAGGGAACGGUUAAAAACAAUAUCGUCUUCACCGAGGACUACCAGGAAAAGCGAUACCGGGAGGUCGUAUCGGUUUGUGCUUUGGAUCGAGAUUUCCAGCUGCUCCCGAACGGAGAUCUAACGAUCGUCGGUGAGCGAGGCAUUAGCUUGAGCGGUGGGCAACGUGCUCGGAUCAGCCUGGCCAGAGCCAUUUACCGCCGGGCGGACGUUUACCUUCUUGACGACCCAUUAUCCGCGGUGGAUGCCCACGUGGGUAAGCACAUCUUUGAGGAGUGUAUCGUGAAGUAUUUAAAGGAAAAAGUUUGCGUGCUGGUAACGCACCAGCUCCAAUACUUAAAGGACAUGAAGCAUGUCGUGCUAAUGAAUAUGGGAAGCGUGGAACAGCAGGGACCAUUCCGCACGCUGGCAGAAUCGGGGCACUUUUCCACCAUGCUGACCGAACCGCAACAUGAAGAUGGCGGACGGGAACGGAAACAAAGCAACGACGCAUCGCCGUCUGAUGAUCCGUCUACAUUGCCCUCAACGGUGGGACAGCACAACGGUGCUUCAGAGCAAUUUUGCAGCACCCUAGACGGGCAAACCGGCCAACAGCUACGGAAAGUCGAUAGUGUCGCGAACAAUGGGAUUGAAUACGAUACCACCACCAUCAGCAUUGAUAUCAGCGGUAAAACCGAGGCGCAUAGAAUGACGGAACGAAGACUCUCCAUUCAUCCAACACCGGCCCAACAUCAGCCAGCGCAUCAACAGCACCAGUCCAUUUACCAACCAUCCCCAUUUUCCUCGAGCAGCAUGGUUUUCGAUGGGUACGAUGACCGCGAGGAACGUCGUGGUGCGAAGAAAAGAUCAAACCCAUCUCAGGACGAUCCAAAUCACCUCCAUGGAGAAUCACAACUAACCGGUCGUAUCGGAUGGCGAGUGUACAAGAGCUUCUUCGUAGCGGUGGAAAGCAACCUUUUGCUUGUGUUGGCCGUUGUCCUGUUUCUAUUGGCCCAGGCCAGCAUGAGUGGUAUCGAUUACUACAUCUCCCAGUGGGUAAACUGGGAAGAGUACUCGAGCGCUCUCGAGCGGUUGAAAAGCAAUCGAACUGAGAUGGGUGCUGACCGUAACAUUAGUGACAACCAUGACGUUAUUCUUCCGAUCCCGCCCAAGCUGGAAGGAAGCAUCUUUACCCGAUUGUCCCGCCACCAGUACAUACUGAUCUAUGCGAUUGCGAUGCUGUUUAUGUUUGUGCUCUCUUUGAGCCGCUCCUUUCUAUUCUUCUACAUUUGUCUGCGGGCCACGAUACGGUUGCAUGAUCGGCUUUUCCGCGGCAUUACCCGUGCCACAAUGUACUUCUUCAACACAAACCCAUCCGGCCGGAUACUGAACCGAUUUUCACGAGAUAUUGGUUGCAUCGAUACCUUUCUUCCGUUUGCGAUGAUGGACUGCAUUCUGUUCUUUGUUGAAUUUUUGGCGAUCAUCGUGCUGGUAGCGCUGGUGAACUAUUGGCUUCUGUUCCCAACACUGAUCAUGGCCAUAAUUUUCUACUUCUUGCGUCAUAUAUACACCAACACUGCCCGCAGCAUCAAGCGGGUAGAGGCAUCGACGAGGAGCCCUAUAUUCUCUCAUGCGAAUGCGUCCUUUCAAGGUCUUAGUACCAUCCGUGCAUUCGGGGUGGAAAAAAUUCUGGCAGACGAGUUCGAUAAGCAUCAAGAUUUGAACACCUCGGCGUGGUAUCUCUUUCUGGCGACAACACGCGCAUUCGCCCAAUGGUUGGAGCUGGUGUGUGUUUUGUACAUCGCCGUGGUAACUUUAAGUUUUUUGAUGGUGGAAAAUUCAAUGAGUGGCAAUGUUGGGUUGGCUAUCACACAAGUGUUUAACCUGAUCUUCAUGUGCCAAUGGGGUAUGCGACAAACGGCGGAAUUGGAAAAUCAAAUGACAUCCGUCGAACGUGUGGUAGAGUACGCCGAGGUCGAACCCGAAGCAUCGCUGCUGUCAGUCGGAAAACACAAACCUCCUGCCGGUUGGCCGGCAAUGGGAUCGAUGCGGUUCGAGCACUUUUCGCUGCGUUACUCGCCACAUUCCAAUUUGGUUCUGAGAGACCUCAAUAUGACAAUAGAGGCGGGCGAAAAGAUAGGAAUCGUCGGCCGCACCGGUGCAGGCAAAUCGUCCAUCAUUCAGGCACUGUUCCGGUUGGCGGUUAACGAAGGUAUAAUACGCAUCGAUGGUGUUGACAUUGGCACGCUGGGAUUGCACGAUCUGCGCAAACGGAUCUCCAUUAUUCCACAAGAUCCGAUUCUGUUUUCCGGUACGGUGCGAGAAAAUUUAGAUCCAUUCAAGCAGCACGGUGACGACGCGCUUUGGAAUGCACUAGAAUAUGUGAAACUGAAGGAGGUAGUUAAGGCGAUGGAGGGAACGCUGAAUGGUAAAAUGUCAGAUGGUGGUACAAACUUUAGCAUGGGUCAACGUCAGCUAGUGUGUUUGGCCCGCGCUAUUCUCCGCAACAAUCCUAUCCUGAUUCUCGAUGAAGCCACUGCCAACGUCGAUCCAGAAACCGAUGAAUUGAUACAAAAAACCAUCCGAGAUCAAUUCGAGCAGUGCACUGUUCUGACAAUAGCUCAUCGUUUACAAACCGUAAUGGACAGCGAUCGUGUGCUGGUAAUGGAUGCUGGCAGAGCAGUGGAAUAUGCGCAUCCGUUCGAGCUUUUGCAACGUCCCGAUGGCGCACUGAAGCGGUUGGUAAACAAGAUGGGAGAUUCUACCGCCCAACAAUUAACCGAUAUAGCUUAUCAAGCCUAUACGAAACGAUUGACGCAACCGAUUGAUUCCGCAGCGGACAGUUCCACUACAGCGGGAAUGUAA
This is a messenger RNA of Anopheles marshallii, 4497 nucleotides long. Its product is annotated as ATP-binding cassette subfamily C member 4-like. NCBI's taxonomy places the organism in Eukaryota, Metazoa, Arthropoda, Insecta, Diptera, Culicidae. Gene Ontology annotation, cellular component: membrane. Bases 1 to 4497 code for a protein of 1498 amino acids. Gene Ontology annotation, molecular function: ABC-type transporter activity; ATP binding; ATP hydrolysis activity. Gene Ontology annotation, biological process: transmembrane transport. The record is from RefSeq and is a predicted model, not a curated record. The transcript has 12 exons.